GAACGUCCUGAACUGUCAUUUAAUUUUAACCCUACGUUGCGUUCAUGUAUUUUUAUUUAUUUUGCCACAACGAAGAUGGGCAGUUUUCUGGAUGAGAAAAUGCGAACAAUGAAUUCAUACGCAACAAAAUCGAGUGCUUCUUCUAAAGAAAUAAGAUGAAAAGGAUUGGCGAGUGGAGAUAAUUAAUAAUGUUGGUGUAAUUAAAUGCGUUUGUUACGCAAAAUCCUACUGAAACUGACAGUUGCUGUCGUCUUCGUAAUCAUUAUUUACUGUCUCCAAACUUCGAAUGGUAUUUACCGGAGUGUUAAUAAUUCAUCAGUGCAGAAUGUCACUGAGAAAGGCAGGUUUCCAUCCGCCUUAGCUGUGGGCAAUGAAUCCAGUGAUUAUGUCUUCCUCGAGACGAACACGAAACUCUUCAAUCUUUCGGACUAUUAUAAUGUCUGGUGCAUAUUUACUAAAGUUACGAGCAAUUCGCCAAUGAGGAGGAAAUUUAAAAUUUUUACCGAGUCUUUGCUCAGAUUAAGUUCAGUGGACAUAGUCUUCCACGUAAUCAUUGAUAGUACCAGUAAAAUUAUCGCCGAGAAAGUGAUACAAGUAGUUAAAUCUGUGACAAAAAAGAGCAUGAGGGUGGAAUUUUAUGACGUUCAUAAGCUGGCAUUUGAACUAGAAGACAUAGUGUCUGUUAUGUCGCCUCAUUUCAGUAGCAAACCAGGAACUUAUUACUCAGAUGCCCUCUUUUUUCUUUCCCUGGGCCUACACAGGAUAGCACCGCCGGAACAAAAUGUAGCAGUAAUGUUUGACGCCGAUACCAAAUUCAGAAGAGACGUCAAAGAAAUUUUCCGGGAAUUCGACAGCUUUGGAGAACAAGACUUAUUCGGUCUGGCCCCAGAAUUAACUCCUGUUUAUCGUCACGUUCUGUACCUCUAUAGAAGCAAAAAUCCAAAAACUACUUUCGGCGAGCCUGGUUAUUCCGGUGGUUACCCCGGUUACAACAGCGGAGUGAUACUCAUUAACUUAGACAGACUACGAAAAUCUCUUGAGUAUGAUCAAAUUAUCAGCAGAGAUAGUGUUGAGCACAUGGUUGAAAAAUAUCACUUCAAGGGUCAUCUAGGCGAUCAAGAUUUCUAUACACUUCUGGGAAUGGAACGACCAGAAUUCAUUCACACAAUUGAUUGUGGGUGGAACAGACAAUUGUGCACAUGGUGGCGAGAUCGUGGAUAUGCAGACGUCUUUGCCAAUUAUUCUCAAUGUGAUUCCGAAAUAAAAUUAUGGCAUGGGAAUUGCAACACGCCAAUUCCGGACGAUUAAGUAGGAAAGGGUAUUUACAAAAAGGUAUUAAAAUGGCACAAAAUUUCUUUAUUUUAACAGCUGUGAUCUGUUGUGAAAGGAUCUCUCUGUAUUCAGAGAGAAAAAGAGUUUAUGUUUCCCGAUGGAAAAAGAUCGUUAUGCAAUAAUAUUGUUAAAAUCUAAUUGUAUAAACUUAAUAAUGCCAUAAUUGUAAAUAUUGAAUAAUUCUUGUUAAGAACUAAUUUUGUUUGUAAGUAAGUUUGAUAGUUUUUGAAAAAUAAGUCAUGUCCGACUGUGCAGGACUUAAUGAAAUUCGACAUUGUUGGUUAGGGUGGUCCAAAAAAUCGAAUUUUCAUUUUUGGUGAUCGAUCUCCCACCGCAUUUGUUCGUUUUUCGGAAAAAUAAAUUCGCUAUUUUCUCCAAA
Belonocnema kinseyi is the source of this 1711-nucleotide messenger RNA. RefSeq names its product xyloside xylosyltransferase 1-like (gene Xxylt). Bases 205 to 1308 code for a protein of 367 amino acids. The record is from RefSeq and is a predicted model, not a curated record. NCBI's taxonomy places the organism in Eukaryota, Metazoa, Arthropoda, Insecta, Hymenoptera, Cynipidae. Gene Ontology annotation, molecular function: UDP-xylosyltransferase activity. The transcript has 3 exons.